AUGCGGCGUAGUCUGUGCAAGGCAAAUACUCGAAUAACCAAACAUGGCCUCAUUUCAAAAAUACCCGUUAUCAAUCUGGAGCUGCGCGAGGUGAAGGACAUAGUAUGGGAGAAGAUACAGGAGCCGGUGAACCAGCGCCGUCUAAUUCUGGUUAUAGUAUCCAUAGCACUGCUGCUGGACAACAUGUUGUAUAUGGUCAUUGUGCCCAUUAUACCGGAUUAUCUACGCGAGAUUGGCAGCUUCGAUGAUGGGCCCACGCCGCCGCCGCUGCGCGACAAUGUGACGGGCAGAAUAAUUCACGUGCCGCACGAUCAUCACGGCCAGGACUCGGCCACGGGCAUACUCUUUGCCUCCAAGGCCAUUGUGCAGCUGAUGGUGAAUCCGUUCUCGGGCGGAUUGAUUGACAAAAUUGGCUACGACAUACCCAUGAUGAUUGGCCUCACCAUUAUGUUCUUCUCCACGGCCGUCUUCGCCUGCGGCAGCAGCUACAGCGUUUUGUUCUUUGCGCGUUCGCUGCAGGGCGCUGGCUCCGCCUUUGCGGACACCUCGGGCCUGGCCAUGAUAGCGGAUCGCUUUACGGAGGAGAACGAACGUUCGCAGGCGCUGGGCAUUGCCUUGGCGUUCAUCAGCUUUGGCUGCCUGGUGGCGCCACCUUUUGGCGGCGCUCUGUAUCAGUUUGCGGGCAAGGAGGUGCCGUUUCUCAUACUGGCGCUGGUCUGCCUGAUAGAUGGCCUCAUGCUGCUGCUGGUCAUGAAGCCCGUCAAGGAGCAGCUGCGCCAGAGCAAGGAGGUGCAGCAAGAGACCAUACCCAUCUGGCGUCUGCUCAUGGAUCCCUACAUAGCUGUCUGCGCCGGCGCGCUGACCAUGUCCAAUGUGGCGCUGGCCUUUCUGGAGCCCACCAUUUCGCUGUGGAUGGAGGAUACCAUGACCACGGACAACUGGAAGAUUGGCAUGGUCUGGCUGCCCGCCUUCUUCCCCCAUGUACUGGGCGUUAUAAUUACAGUCAAAAUGGCACGCAAAUAUCCGCAGCAUCAGUGGCUCAUGGCAGCGGGCGGACUGGCGCUCGAGGGCUUCUCCUGCUUCAUCAUACCCUUCUGCAGCGGCUACAAGAUGCUCAUGCUGCCCAUCUGCGUCAUCUGCUUUGGCAUUGCGCUGAUCGAUACGGCGCUGCUGCCCACGCUGGGCUAUCUGGUGGACGUGCGCUACGUUUCCGUCUACGGCAGCAUCUACGCCAUAGCCGACAUCAGCUACUCCAUUGCCUAUGCCGUGGGCCCAAUCAUCGCGGGCGGCGUAGUCGAGGCCAUUGGCUUUACGGCGCUCAACUUUCUGAUUGCCUUCUCCAACCUGGCCUACGUGCCUGUGCUGCGCAAGCUGCGCAAUAUCUAUGACUUUAAGCCGUUCGAGAAUGAGGCCAAUAUACUGAUGCAGGAUCCGCCGAACAAGGAGUAUCAGACGUAUGUCAUGCACGACCAGAAGCCCGUCGAGGGCGAGCUAAAGAAUCAUCUGGAGUAUGGCCAGCAGUAUCAGACACAGCAGCAGCAGCAGGAGACCAAUCUGGAUGAGCAACAGUACGAGUAUCAGGCGCAGCAGGGAUAUCAACAGGCCGGCAGCAGUGGCUAUCAACAGGAUCAGGGCUAUCAGCCAGGAUAUCAGGAGCAGGGCGGUCAGCCACAGCCACGCGCGGCUAAUCCUUUCCAGCAGCAGCAGCAACAGCAAAGCAGAGGUCCUGCCGGACCAGCGAAUCCAUUCAGACAAGGAUUUUAAAGUGUUGUCUUAACUCAAAACUAGCAUUAAUUUAUAUUUGUUUAAACUUAUUAACUUGAGGCAAUUGUUUGUACAUUUCGUUAGAGUUUUUCGUAUCGCGUCAGUCUGUUAAAGCGAUAUUUCGAUACAUAUAUAUAUAUAACUAUAGUAAGUGGUUACGUACACUAUAAAAUGGAGCUGCUACGUUAGUUAGAGCGCUUGCACUCGCCGUUUGUAUUAUACACGACUGCAGUUUGAGCUCACGUUCAAGUGCACGCUAAGUAAAUAAUUAUGACAAAAGAU
Molecule: messenger RNA, 2046 nt
Organism: Drosophila busckii
Lineage: Eukaryota; Metazoa; Arthropoda; Insecta; Diptera; Drosophilidae
Gene: VAChT
Product: vesicular acetylcholine transporter
Exons: 2
Coding region: 1-1764 (587 amino acids)
Biological process (GO): xenobiotic transport; chemical synaptic transmission; transmembrane transport
Cellular component (GO): membrane; AP-1 adaptor complex; AP-2 adaptor complex
Molecular function (GO): acetylcholine transmembrane transporter activity; xenobiotic transmembrane transporter activity
Source: RefSeq, a predicted model, not a curated record